Messenger RNA from Dichotomopilus funicola, 924 nucleotides. Its product is annotated as S-adenosyl-L-methionine-dependent methyltransferase. The record is from RefSeq and is a predicted model, not a curated record. The transcript has 4 exons. Gene Ontology annotation, biological process: sterol biosynthetic process. Gene Ontology annotation, molecular function: sterol 24-C-methyltransferase activity. NCBI's taxonomy places the organism in Eukaryota, Fungi, Ascomycota, Sordariomycetes, Sordariales, Chaetomiaceae. Gene Ontology annotation, cellular component: endoplasmic reticulum. Bases 1 to 924 code for a protein of 307 amino acids.
AUGGCGUCCCAUAUACCCGCAGGCUAUGCCGAAGACCGACUGCAUCGGUACCUUGCGCAUUGGACCCGGGACCCCUCCAACGUUCGCAAGCUUGAUGUGGAUGCCAUCAGCUGGUCGACAGCGGAUGAGCGUCUCGCAAGGCAGAAGAACGCUUGCCAGGUGGGAUCCGACUACUACGAUCUUGUCACGCCGCUGUAUGAGCAAGGAUGGGGCCAGCAGUUCCACUACACACCCCUCAGGCCAGGCCUCUCCAUCCGCGAGAGCAUGACGGCAUAUGAGAAGACAUUUGCCGAGAUCGCCCGGCUGGAAAAGGGUAUGCGGGUACUCGACCUUGGCUGCGGCAUUGGCGGACCUGCGAGGACCAUUGCCUCAACCAUUGAGUGUGAGAUCGUGGGCAUCACCAACAACGCAUGGCACGUCGAGCGUGGGACGGCGCUGAACAAGGAAGCUGGGUUAGACAAACUCGUCUCGCUGGUCCAUGGGGACUUUCUGAAACUCCCAUUCCCCGAUGAAUCUUUCGACGCGGCCUACUCGGUGGAGUCGUUGUGCUACGCUCCGGAUCCCGCCCAGGUCUACCUCGAGAUCAAGCGUGUACUGAAGCCAGGCGCACCCUUUACUUUCCAUGAUUUUGCCAUGACCGAAAACGAGCCUGCACCUUGGUACUACGGGCCCGGAGGUAAUAUCUGGUGGGCAUGGAGAACACCCGGGUGGCCCGACUUCUGGAAGGUGUUCAAGAUGUGGGAGCCCUUCCGCGGGUGUGCCCAUGCCUUCUACCGCCUCCUAAUCCUCCUCGGCCGAACGCCACCCGAGGUCUCGACGCUGAUGGACACUAUGUGGUACUGUACCAAGGGUGUGGCUAAGGGGGGCAAAAUGGGUAUCUUCACUCCGAUGUAUGUGUUUGUUUGCCGGAAACCCGGACAGUAA